Messenger RNA from Pelmatolapia mariae (spotted tilapia), 795 nucleotides. RefSeq names its product diablo IAP-binding mitochondrial protein-like. The transcript has 6 exons. The record is from RefSeq and is a predicted model, not a curated record. Gene Ontology annotation, biological process: neuron apoptotic process; intrinsic apoptotic signaling pathway in response to oxidative stress. Bases 1 to 795 code for a protein of 264 amino acids. Lineage: Eukaryota; Metazoa; Chordata; Actinopteri; Cichliformes; Cichlidae. Gene Ontology annotation, cellular component: mitochondrion.
AUGCAAGCUGUUCGUCAGUGUUCAGUGUGUGCGAGCCGUGCCGCUACAGGAUUUGUGCGGAAUCAGAUAGAUAUUUCAGUGCUGCGGACCAGCAAGAGCAUGCUGAGGAGAGGAGCAGCCUGCAUUCGCUUCCUCAGCAGCUCUGAGAGCAGGAUACCUGGAAACCAGAAGUUUGGGGAUCUGACAAAGCCUUCACACAUGAGCAUAGCAUCUUUAAGCGUUGCCCGUGGGUUUUGCACUGUCCCUUUUACACAGCAAGUGGAAAACCUCUCGCAUGACUCUCUGAUCAGAAGAGCUGCCUCAGUGAUUACAGACAGCUCAUGUACUUUCCUCUCCCAGACCACCUUGGCUUACGUCGAUGCCCUUGCAGACUAUUCAAAGGCUGUGCACUCACGCAUUGCUUUUCAAAGACAAUAUUUGGCCUCACUGGGAAAAAUGACCCCAGCAGAGGAGGAUUCACUCCAGCAAGCGAUCAAUGGCUGGCGUGCAGAGGCUAGUGAAAGACUAGUCGAAUGCAAACGUUAUGAAUCAGCUUGGAUCAAUGCCAUCAGCCUGUGUAAAAUGGCAGCUGAGGCAGCGUGCACUUCAGGAGCUCACCAGGCAUCCAUCUCAAUGAGGACAAACAUCCAGGUGGCCCGGUCGCAGGUGGAAGAAGCACAGAAACUUUCUGCAGAGGCAGAUAGGAAGCUGGCUGAGACAAAAGUAGAAGAGAUCCAGAGGAUGGCAGAAUAUGCUGCCUUCCUUGAAGAUAGUGAUGGGCUUGAGGUGCAUGAGGCUUAUCUACGAGAGGAUUAA